Copidosoma floridanum is the source of this 2571-nucleotide messenger RNA. RefSeq names its product PTEN-induced putative kinase 1 (gene Pink1). The record is from RefSeq and is a predicted model, not a curated record. Gene Ontology annotation, molecular function: protein serine/threonine kinase activity; ATP binding. Lineage: Eukaryota; Metazoa; Arthropoda; Insecta; Hymenoptera; Encyrtidae. Gene Ontology annotation, biological process: autophagy of mitochondrion; regulation of apoptotic process; positive regulation of mitochondrial fission. Gene Ontology annotation, cellular component: mitochondrion.
GCAGCCAGUGUUUGCAUCAGUCGAAUUGUCGUCGAAUCCUGGGACAGCAGACGUCACGUCAUAUAUUUUGUUAUAAAUUUUGCCCAGCCGUUUGUUUUUUAGAUCAAAGGUACAGUGAAAAAUUGAGACUGCAUUGUGGUCGAGUUUCUCUUCGGGCCUGAGGGCCGUCCUCGGGGGUAAAAGCCUAGCUCACUGGGUUCUCGCGACCCCGGAGCAGGGAGAGAUGUCGAUUAGGACGUUGGCCCAUCGCCUUAUACACGAUGGUCGGCUGUUCCUGCGCUCCAUUCGACACACGGAGCAGCAUUGCAUCAAUCCGACCAAAAAUUACGCCAACAAAAUACACGUUGCACGCAUAGGAGAGUCCCAGGGCCAUGUACCACCCACGGGUACUGGCAACAUAUCAUCAUCGGUUCAAGGUCACCUCGGCUUCCUGGGAGCUCAAGCGCGACGCCUCUUUGUCGACAAUGUCCUCAAAAGAGUAACCAACACCUUAACGGUCGAUCUGAGACGACGUGCCGCCAAUCGACUGCUCUUUGGAGGUGAUUCUGCACCUUUUUUCGCUUUGGUUGGGGUCUCGUUGGCAUCUGGUACUGGCAUACUAACGAAAGACGACGAGUUGGAAGGCGUUUGCUGGGAAAUUCGGGAAGCAGUUAUGAAAUUAAAUUGGAACAAACCUCAAAACGAUAAGAAUUACGAGGCAACGCAAAUCCAAACUAUAAACGAUGAUAAAAAAAUUGCUUUGAAUAAUUUUGUCGUAGGGCCUUUAAUAGCUAAAGGUUGUUCAGCAGUAGUAUACGCAGCUCGGUCAAAAACUAGCAACGAAAUCAUAAACAACGAAGAAAUCUCUAUAGAUAAACAAAGUGACGUCACUGCUUUUCCACUGGCAAUUAAAAUGAUGUUCAAUUAUGAUGCUGAGUCUAACGCCAUUGCAAUUUUAAGAGCAAUGUUUAGAGAAACGGUACCUGCUUGGGAACAUUGCAGAAACGACGAAUUGUCCGAUUGGGAACAAAGAAUGUCAGACAGCAAAAAAGCCUUACCACCCCAUCCGAAUAUUGUGGCUAUGUACUCUGUUUUUGCUGAUCAUGUGCCUUUUUUGCCGGAUUCUAUAAAUAUGUACCCUGACGCUUUACCCGCAAGACUCAAUCCAGAAGGUUCAGGAAGAAAUAUGAGUCUAUUUUUAGUGAUGAAAAGGUAUGACCUCACGUUGAAACAGUAUGUUACCGAUCACGAUAUUAACAACGUACGAACAUCGAUUUUAUUAUUUACGCAGUUAUUGGAAGCCAUUACUCAUAUGAACUCUCAUAAUAUCGCCCACAGGGAUCUUAAAUCUGACAAUGUACUUCUGGAUAUUUCGGAAGAAUCUGAUAAUUGUCCCACUCUUGUUAUAACCGAUUUUGGAUGCUGUUUGGCGGAUAAAAAUCACGGUCUUCACCUUCCAUAUAACACACUGGACAUCGACAAAGGUGGCAAUGCUGCACUAAUGGCACCCGAAAUUAUAUCAGCUGAACCAGGUCCUUUUACUAGUCUUAAUUACACCAAAUCAGAUUUGUGGACAGCUGGAACGAUUGCAUAUGAAAUUUUCGGUCUAAAGAAUCCUUUUUAUGGCACAAAAGAAAAGCCCAUGUUGAAAAAUUAUAGUUACAAAGAAGAAGACCUUCCACCGUUACCUGAAUCAGUCCCAGUUAUAGUUUCAGCUUUAAUAAAAAAUAUUUUAUCUCGUAGUACUUACAAGCGGCUUAGUGUCGAUAUGGCAGCAACAGUCAUGCAAUUGUAUUUAUGGGCACCUAGUUCUUGGCUUCAGGCAGAUUGUAAAAUUCCAUCUAGUAACGAAAUCUUACAGUGGCUUUUGUGUCUUACGUCAAAAGUUUUAUGUGAGAAUUACAACAUUUCAGAAAAAAGAAAUAGCAUGACCGAUCAAGAAGAAAAAUUACGAAAAAUUGAUUACCGACGUUCUCUAUCAACAAGAUUCUGUGGUCGACGAACAAUGCCAGAAUACCAAUUGAUUGCGUGCUUUUUGGGAAGAGUAAGUUUGUAUAAUGUCCGCGAAAGUUUAAAGUGGAUACAAAAGAAUAUUUAAAAUUUCGUAAGAAUUUAUAAAAUGGCUAUAUUAAUCUUUGAAAAAAUUCUAUGAUUUAUAAACUAUCUAUUGUGUAAAUACUUUUAAAAUUAUUGUGUUUUAAAUAUCUCUUUUACUUUACUCUGAUUUUUAAUUUUAUCAAAGAUUAUUUUUGAUACUUAAAGAAGCACAAAUUAAAUUAUAACUCGUUUAUUUUAUUUAUAAAGAGAUUAAAAUGUACGAACAUUCGAUUCAUUGAAUUUCACUGGAUUGAAAUUCUUUUUUGCGAUUCAGUCUUUUUCAGAGUAUUUUAUGUCACUAAAUACUUAGUUAUACAAUAAUUAAGUUUGUGGUUUGGAAACGAGAAUUUUCUGCUGUUGCAGCUGAUUCGUAUUUAACAUUAUCGUAUCGUUACGUACAGAAACGUGCAUUCUGCACUUUUAUCUACGCAGAUGAAAGUAAUUGUAAUUAAAAGUACCAUCAUGAUGUUGUAAAUAUAAAAUAUUUUUCGUUAA